Messenger RNA from Erinaceus europaeus (western European hedgehog), 2100 nucleotides. It is a transcript of the gene ST6GALNAC2, whose product is annotated as ST6 N-acetylgalactosaminide alpha-2,6-sialyltransferase 2. The transcript is spliced from 9 exons. The record is from RefSeq and is a predicted model, not a curated record. Bases 129 to 1373 code for a protein of 414 amino acids. Gene Ontology annotation, molecular function: sialyltransferase activity. NCBI's taxonomy places the organism in Eukaryota, Metazoa, Chordata, Mammalia, Eulipotyphla, Erinaceidae.
UCCUCGCGGGGAGCCCGGGCGCGGGAGGAGGCCGGCGGGGCAGAGCGGGCAGCCGCCGCCUCCUGGCCGGCUCCCUCCACCUGCACCCGGGCUGCGGCGGCGGACGGGGCGCUCGCCGGCGGGGCUGCAUGGGGCUGUCGCGGGGCCCACUCUUCUGGCUGCUGCUGGGGCUGCUAGCGGCCGCGUGCUCGGGGAUCCUCUUCGUCCUUUACUCGUCGGCCGCCCAGCCCUACGGGGCGCCCGGGGCCCGAGCCAGGAAUACUACAUCAUUUCAUGAAUUCUUCUGGUCCAAGAAUGUGAACCCUGGGACAAGGAAGAGGCUGCCCUGCGGGUACCCCCUGUACCCAGCCAUUCAGAGGCACCCCCACUUCCGGAGCCUCUUCAACCUCUCCACUCCAGUGCUGCUGCAGGGAGGCCUCUUCAGCCAGAAACUCUGGGACAGCCUGAGUCAGCACAAAGCCCCCUAUGGCUGGCAGGGGCUCCCCCGCCAAGCCAUCGUGUCCACCCUGAGUCUCCUGAACAGCUCUGACAGUGCCAGGCUGUUUGGUGACCCCCAGGAGCCCCUCCCAGCCUGCGUCCGGUGUGCUGUUGUGGGCAACGGAGGCAUUCUGAAUGGUUCCCGCCAAGGAAGGAACAUUGAUGCCCAUGACUAUGUAUUCAGGCUCAACGGUGCUGUGAUCAAAGGCUUUGAGCGCGACGUGGGCGCCAAGACCUCCUUCUAUGGCUUCACUGUAAACACCAUGAAGAACUCCCUCAUCGCUUACAGGAGCCUGGGCUUCACCUCCGUACCUCAAGGGCAGGACCUGCGCUACAUCUUCAUCCCCUCUGACAUCCGGGACUACGUGAUGCUGAGGUCAGCCAUUCUGGGUGUGCCUGUCCCAGAAGGCCAGGAUAAAGGGGACAGCCCCGGCCCUACCGGUCCAUCUAUGGCAGGAGGACUGGCGCCGGCACCUGCCCUUUCCCCUCCCCCUGCCAGCUCGAUGGGUUGGGGCGCUCUGUCCACUUUUAUCGUGGGUCCUAGGCCUCAGACCUAUUUUGGACCAGAAGCCUCUGCCAGGAAAUUCAAGCUUCUCCAUCCAGACUUCAUCAGCUACCUGACAGAGAGGUUUUUGAAAUCAAAGUUCAUCAACACACGUUUCGGAGACCUUUACAUGCCAAGUACUGGAGCCCUCAUGUUGCUGACAGCCUUGCACACCUGUGACCAGGUUAGUGCCUAUGGAUUCAUCACAAGUAACUACCGGAAAUUUUCUGACCACUACUUCGAACGAAUCAAGAAGCCACUAAUAUUCUAUGUGAAUCAUGACCUGUCCCUAGAAGCGUCCCUGUGGAGGGACCUUCACCAGGCUGGUAUCCUUCAGCUGUACCAACGCUGACCUUGAAGCACCCAGCCCUUCACUGCUGCACUCAUCCACUUGACCUUUCCAACCUGAGCAGGGUUCCAACGCUCAUUCCUCUCGUCCUCCCCUACAGAGGGCAGUAAGAGGUCGAUUUAUGACUGCCACUGGUCACUGUGGGACACCAUCUUGUUCUCAGCUUGAGACCAACUACCCUCUAGACUUGAGACAGAAAUCCCAAAUUCGGUCAAGGAAAAAAAAAAAAACUACUCUCAUUUCAAAACUGAAGACAACACUCCAAUCAUAACCUUUACCAGCCACCACGGGUAGGCAUUUCUCCAGGCCGGCAAUUGGUGCUGAGUGACUUCAGGAAAUGUCCCCAGUUGCAUUCGCUCUGGACUAGGCAGUACAAGAGGAACACUCCCCUUCUUACAUCCAGCCUGACUACACAGCACCUCAAGGACCUCAUCCUAACCUUCCCGACAAUUGACUGACUUCUGCCCGGAGCACAGAUGGCAGACUCUGAAGCGUAGAUAACUGCAUACACAGACAGUCAUUGUGUCUUUUCGUGUUGGGGGAUGUUCACCACACAGGGUACUCAGCAGAGACCACACUGAAGCAAGAACCAUAGGAGGGUAUUUCUGUACAGACGACCUAAAGGGAAGCCCCUUUAGUGAUAUACCACUUUGACACCAAUGACUUCUCUAACAGGUAAUAACCCUUGGUCUCACAUUAUGACAUCAAUAAAUUGGAACUUUAUUGAUAA